This is a messenger RNA of Ectocarpus sp. CCAP 1310/34, 1071 nucleotides long. The record is from the annotation of a GenBank genome assembly. NCBI's taxonomy places the organism in Eukaryota, Phaeophyceae, Ectocarpales, Ectocarpaceae.
AUGGGACAUGAUGAUCUUUUCGUCGUGAUGAGCUCUGUUGGUCUGCUUCGUCUCGAAGAAUAUCAUGAGCUCGUAGCAGCGACGACGCUCCCUGGGGUGGCUUCUAUGCCCAACUUCAUGGAUGUCAUCGGCGGCUUCGACUUCUGGGAACUCACCAGGUUCGAGAAACGGCACUUCCGUCUGCUUGUGGAGUUGCUGGAGCUGCCGGAAAUGAUCGAGAUUUACAGAGGAGGGUUCGGCGUGACGAGGAUCCCUAUCCAGCUGGCCCUGGUCGUGACCUUGUGGCGGCUGUCAUGUCCGACGACGUUGAUCCGGGAUAGACUGUUCUGGGGGUUAUCGGAGUCCAACGUCUGCGAGAUCUUCAACCUCACCAUAGAGGUUAUUCACGAGCGGUGGGGGUACCUUGUAGAAGAGUUACAACACCAAGCGAUCCUGCCAAAGAUUGACGUGUUCUGCCAGGCCAUCUGGGAUCGCGGUGCUGCUCUUGACAGGUGCUGGGGCUUUAUCGACGGUACAAUACGCGCCAUAGCUCGUCCGUGGCGCAUGCAAAGACUGUGGUACAACGGUUGGAAGCGGAAGCACGCCUUGAAAUACCAGGCUGUAGACACACCGGACGGUAUGAUUCGGCAAUUGUGGGGUCCCAUGCUUGGUCGUCGCCAUGACGUGGCGAUGUUAGGGGAGAGUGGACUCAUGCAGACACUGCAGCAGUGGUUCAACGACGCUAAUGGCCUUCCGUACUACAUAUACGGGGAUCCCGCGUACCAGCUAUCCCCAUGGCUGAUGGCCCCCUACAAGGGCGUGUUGACGGAAGCCCAAGAAAUGUUCAACACUUCAAUGAGCUCGUGCCGCGUAACCGUAGAGUGGGGGUUCGGGAAGAUCGUCGCCUUGUGGUCCUACGUAGACUACGCGAAGAAGCAGCAGGUCGGCCUCAGUGCAUGCGGCCUUGGCAAGCAAUACGCAGUAGCAGGGCUUCUGACCAACUGUCACUCGUGCUUCAACGGCAAUUCGACGUCGAAGUACUUCGGCGUCCCCACCCCGACGCUGCGAGCCUAUCUUGCGGGUGAGGGUUGA